GAAGCUUGCCAUGUUGUCUCCGGACGUCGCGUAAACAAAAACAUCAAAAGACGAUUUCUCUCAAUUUUUCCCAAUAAAAAAGGUAUUGAGCCACCGGAAGUGAUAGUAUCUUGUAGAAAAAAAUCUGUUUAGUGUCCUGGAAAAGUGAAAAGUGAGAUGGAGUGUCUGAAUAUCCUAGAAAGGUGCCGAGGGUGUCAAAUCAAGACUCAGAAGGAGUCUCAGAUAUUUAUCUUUGCCACCCACAAUCUCUCGGAUAUUUUCCAAGAAACCACAUCCCUGGAUAUUCACCAGAAUGAUGGACUGCCCGAAGUUCUCUGUUUUAAUUGCUACAAUCGCCUUCUGGAGGCUUACAAUUUCCGCCAAAUGUGCACCACCACUGCCCUCCAUUUCCAGCAAAUCCUUGCUCUGGGUGUCCCUGAGCAAAAAUACACACCUCCCGAGGUGCUAUGUGAUCCCUUGAUGGUCACAAAGUCCGAUCCGGACGAUGACGAUAUGUCAAAUUUUUCCAAUACAGAAAGUCCUCCGGAAGAGAAAUAUUCUCCUCCAGAGAACAAAUACACUCCUCCCGAGGCUUCUGAAUCUUCUUCUCUGGCCAAGGAUAAUGAGCCAAUAAAAGAGGAUGAGACAGAGCCAGAUUAUGUCUUACCGAAGAAGAGAGGGAGGAAGCCUGGCAAGAAGCUGGGAGAGAAUUCAGAAAAGCCCUACAGAUCUCACAAAAAGAAGAAACCUCUUCUUCCUGGGGAGGUUGAGAAGCCCGUUAAACGGCAGGGCCAACUAACUCUGGAAUGCCACCUUUGUAAUACGAAAUUCCGUAUGAAGGAAUGGCUGGAGGCACACAUGAGAGUUAAGCAUCAGGGAAUGAAAAAAGCCACUCAAUGUAAGGUGUGCUUGAAGGAAUUUACCCAAGUUGAUUAUCUAAGGAUGCACAUGGCAACGCAGCAUGGGAAAACAUAUGCUUUUCCAUGCAAAGAGCCAAAUUGUAAAAAGCAAUAUGUAACUGAAGAAGGUUUGCAGAAUCACAUGAAGUCCUGGCAUGAUCCGGAGAAUCCUAAGGAACGGAAACGGGUGAAAACUUAUAACUACGUGUGUGAAUUAUGUGGAAAAGCUUUUGAGUGUCCAGCCUACCUCAAGAAGCAUAGUUAUUCUCAUGGAGGUGAAAGACCUUUUGCGUGCAGCCAAUGUCCAAGACGAUUUUACACGAAAAACCAGAUAAGUGUACAUAUUUUGCGUCAUGAGGGGAUUAAAAAUCAUGUUUGCACAAUUUGUGGACUUCGGACGGUAACAGCGAGUGCACUGAGAAUUCACGUGAAUUCUCAUACAAAGGAUAAUCUCUGGCCCUGUGAAUUUUGUGAUUUCAAAUCCACAACUCAAGCAGGUAGAAAACACCAUGUAAAGGCAGUUCAUCGGGGUGAGAAGAAAUAUGAAUGUGCACACUGCAAUAAAUCUUUUGGUCAUUUAAAGACCCUGAGGAAUCAUGAAAGGAUCCAUACAGGAGAAAAACCUUAUGCUUGCAACGUAUGUGGGAAGAGAUUUAUCCAACUAACUGCUUUGAAUUAUCACAAGAAGAUGCAUUUGAAUACCUGAAUGCAAAUUAUUUCUUUCAAUUUUUUUUAAUCAGUGGAAUUUUUGACUGUAAUUAAUUGUCAAUCCGUCCUCUUUGGAUGAAGAUUCUUUAAUCUAAUUUCCAAAACUGAGUCAGACCUCGUCAUUUUCGAUGCGAAUUAUUGAAUAAAUUGUGAUAUUCUUUUGAAAAAA
This is a messenger RNA of Phlebotomus papatasi, 1755 nucleotides long. RefSeq names its product gastrula zinc finger protein XlCGF46.1-like. NCBI's taxonomy places the organism in Eukaryota, Metazoa, Arthropoda, Insecta, Diptera, Psychodidae. Gene Ontology annotation, molecular function: zinc ion binding. The record is from RefSeq and is a predicted model, not a curated record. Gene Ontology annotation, cellular component: nucleus. The transcript is spliced from 4 exons. Bases 157 to 1584 code for a protein of 475 amino acids.